Messenger RNA from Miscanthus lutarioriparius, 1950 nucleotides. The record is from the annotation of a GenBank genome assembly. Lineage: Eukaryota; Viridiplantae; Streptophyta; Magnoliopsida; Poales; Poaceae.
AUGCAGCGCCCGGGACGACUUCAGCGGUCGGGGUCCAAGCGCGGGCUGGACCCCACCGGUGGCGGCGAUGACGACGACCAUGCGCCCAAGCGCCCGCGCGUCCCUGCCCUCGCUAGUGUCAUUGUGGAAGCUCUCAAGAUGGACAGUUUGCAGAAGCUCUGUUCGUCGCUCGAGCCCAUUCUCCGAAGAGUUGUAAGUGAAGAAGUAGAGCGUGCUUUAGCCAAACUGGGUCCUGCUAGAAUUCAAGGAAGAUCCUCCCCCAAAAGAAUUGAAGGCCCCGAUGGAAGAAAUCUUCAGCUCCAGUUCAGAAGUCAGUUGGCUCUUCCAAUCUUCACUGGUGGAAAAGUUGAAGGUGAGCAGGGAGCAGCUAUACAUGUCGUGCUGUUGGAUGCAAACACUGGAUGUGUUGUUACUUCAGGACCUGAGUCGUUUGCAAAACUGGAUAUCCUUGUGCUUGAGGGCGACUUUAAUAAAGAGGAAGAUGAGGAUUGGACAGAAGAAGAGUUUGAAAGUAAUAUUGUCAAGGAGCGUGAAGGGAAGAGGCCUCUUUUGACAGGUGACCUGCAAGUGACUCUUAAAGAAGGUGUUGGAACCAUAGGAGAGCUUACCUUCACUGACAACUCCAGCUGGAUAAGAAGCAGGAAAUUCAGACUUGGGCUGAGGAUUGCUCCUGGCUUUUGUGAAGGUAUUCGUGUCCGAGAAGCCAAGACAGAAGCUUUCCCUGUUAAGGACCACAGAGGAGAAUUGUACAAAAAGCACUACCCACCCGCGCUGAAGGAUGAUGUUUGGAGAUUAGAAAAGAUUGGCAAGGAUGGUGCAUUCCACAAGAAGUUAAAUGCUAGUGGGAUCUAUACAGUUGAAGAUUUCCUCCGGCUUCUUGUUAGGGAUCAGCAGAGAUUACGUAGCAUUCUGGGCAGUGGAAUGUCAAAUAAGAUGUGGGACAGCCUUGUUGAGCAUGCAAAGACGUGUGUCUUAAGUGGAAAGCAUUAUGUAUACUAUGCUAGAGACUCAAGAAACGUGGGUGCCAUAUUCAAUAACAUCUAUGAGUUCACUGGUUUGAUUGCCGAUGAUCAGUUCAUUUCAGCUGAAAAUCUCACAGACAAUCAGAAGGUCUAUGCUGAUGCAUUGGUAAAGAAAGCAUAUGAGGACUGGAUGCAAGUUGUAGAAUAUGAUGGUAAGGCACUCUUGAGCUUCAAGCAGAAAAAGAAAUCUGUCACGACAAGAAGCGAUGCUGCAGCUGCCUCAACAAGCAAUCCUGCUUCAUAUGGUUCGGCCAAUUCACAGAAACAAUUGUCCCUUCCAGCAAAAGCUGGACAAACUUCCUCGGCGGGUACUAUGAAUGAAGAUGGAACUAGAAAUGCAUACAAUGGAAAUGGAAACCAGUCAGCAAGAUAUGCAGUCAACACUCAGAACAUUCCUGCAAACAUCACCAUGCAAUAUGACAGGAGUGCAGUGUCGCCUGAAAGCCAGUUUAGUGGUUCAUCCCUUCAGAGUCAAGCUUCAAGAGGGUCUAAUAUGCUAGCAUUGGGCCCUCUGCAGCAACAUCAAAGUUUUGAAUUCCCAGCACUUGGCCAGUCCAUGCAGCCAACAGGCCUGAAUCCUUUUGAAGAAUGGCCGCAGCAACAGGAGAACCGUGGCGGUGUUGAUGACUACCUGAUGGAGGAGAUCAGGAUGAGGAGCCAUGAGAUUCUGGAAAACGAAGAAAUGCAACAAAUGUUGCGGCUUCUGAGCAUGGGUGGUGCAGGAACCAACCUAACUGAAGAUGGCUUCAAUUUCCCUUCAUACAUGCCUGCACCUUCACCAAACUUGAGCUAUGAGGAUGGCCGCACCCGCGCACCUGGGAAAGCUGUUGUCGGGUGGCUCAAGAUCAAGGCUGCUAUGCGGUGGGGCAUCUUUGUCAGGAAGAAGGCAGCUGAGAGAAGAGCUCAGCUUAUUGAGCUAGACGACUAG